Messenger RNA from Malassezia vespertilionis, 2229 nucleotides. RefSeq lists its product as uncharacterized. Gene Ontology annotation, cellular component: COG complex; membrane. Lineage: Eukaryota; Fungi; Basidiomycota; Malasseziomycetes; Malasseziales; Malasseziaceae. The transcript is spliced from 2 exons. The coding region runs from base 1 to 2229 and encodes 742 amino acids. Gene Ontology annotation, biological process: protein transport; intra-Golgi vesicle-mediated transport; Golgi organization. The record is from RefSeq and is a predicted model, not a curated record.
AUGGUGGACUCGGCGGUCCCUGGAUUUGCGAUGCCAGCUCCGCUGGCGCGUGGUCUUCCCCUGCUCGCGCCGGAGCAGCAGCCGGAAUUUGAUGUGGAUGCGUUUUUGUGCUCGCGCGCGUACGGGCAAGAUACGCAAUCAAUUCUAGGGGAAUUGCGCGCCUAUAGCAACACACUGCACGAACAGCUCGUCCACGUCAUCAAUGAAAAGUACCGCGAAAUUGUGAUGCUUGCUACCAAAAUGCACAAUGAUGCCCAUGUUAUCCAGGAGCUGGGAGAAAACGCGGAUCUGAGCAAAGCGUCUGCCGCGCUUGCCGCCCAGCGCCAGCGCCUCGUGGAGAAACACGGCGUGCUUUCUCAGGCCCAAAGUGCGAACCAAGCAGCGAGCGAGGAAAAGCGCCAAUUGUUAUUGCUCCUCGAUAUCGACUCGGCACUCGACCGUGUCCAGGACGCGAUGAAGCCCUGUACAAAAAGCCUCGCGGCCGAUGCACUAAGCGACGUACUCGACGCUUUCUCCGUUGCUGCUCUCGCCGACGCUCCAGAGAUGACGGUAGGAAGCGUGCGUAUGCAGGAAGAGCACCACACUCCGUCCCUUCCUAUGCGCCUCGACCGUGCAUUGCCUGCGUAUACCAAACUGGAAGCGCUGGAAGCGCGUGUAGAUACGACGCAGUAUGGCGCAUUCCUCGCGGCGCAAGCGCCUCGGAAAGAGCAGCUCCAAGCGCACCUUGUGCAACAUGCCGAACAGCUGCUUCGUGCGCUUUUUGGCCCAGGCUCUGCACUGGUUCGCGCGCCGCGCGCCGAGUCAUUGCCGUGGGGCGAAGCGACGCAUGAGCAGCACAUUGCAUGGCUUCGCCUUGCGCUGCGCGUAUUUACAGCGCUGCACGCAGACACCAUUGCACUCGCCCUCUUUUCCGACUUGCUCAUUCGCCCAAUGUUGGAAUCGCAGCCCCCAGUGCCUAACACAUACCUCUCGCCCGCACUGUGCGACGAUACCCAAGAGCAAGCCUUGCUCCAUUCGCUUACAGGCCUUUCAUUCCACGAGCACACCGAUCUCGACGAGGCGGAAGCGUUGGUCCACACGUACAAUGCUAUCCUCACCCUCUCCCAGUCCCUCCGACCCAUCUUUGCGUGUGCUGCCGAGGUUGGAACGGAUGUGUUUGCACUGUUUUGGCAAGAAUGCGCCGCAAAGCUCGUGCGCGAGCAUGGAAAUACCCUCUUUUUCGUGGGACGCCCCAAUGCAUUCCACCAAAACUACACCAUCUCGCAAGCAUUCCUGCACGCACUGCUUGCGCACGCGCCCAACGACCAAGCGCGCGCUGACUUUUAUACCCACGAAGCCACGCGUGCGUUUGAGCGGCGCUGGCAGCUCAGUGCGUUUUUCCAAUUGGCGUCGCGGACCAUGGUGGCCGCGCUAGAAACGGGUUUGGCGCAGCCAGGCACGAGCGACGCAUUCCAGCACGCUGCUUUUGCGCACCUCUUGCGCGCAUUUGUGCUUCCCUGGCGUGCAACGCGGCAUAUCCGCGCGCUCAGUGCGCGGCAGUGGCGGCUUAGUUUGCACGUACUCAGUCGAUACCAAACAUGGCUCGCAACCUUGCUUUCUCCCGAGCCAGACGCGCCAUCGCGCACCUCAACGCCCAGCCUGGACGAUCCCGGCUUUGCGCCUGAGGAAGUUGAGCAGCUGCAAUCACACGCGCUGCUCCUUGCCGAUGCAAUGCUCUUUGAGACACGCGUACGCCGCGUCUUUUCCGAGUGGAUCGUGCCCAAGAUUGCUGGCCCCGAGAGCGUUGCGCGCGCUUUGCAGGAUGCGCUCGAUGCCUCGCUCGGCCACGCCGAAGCACUGGCGCCGCGCGUUGGUAACGUCGUCGUGACCGCGCUGCAGCACCGCUGCGCCGCGCCACUCCGCCAUGUUCGUGCAGCCAGCACGCAGUACCGCGCACUGGCCACGGAUUCGCAGCAAGGCCACGUCCAUCCAAGCGCCUAUAUUGCGCAAAUCUUCACGCCGCUCUACCAGUUUCUCGGCCCGCACGACGGGGCGCUGCACCGCCGCAUGGACGCUGCCGUGGUGCAACGCUGGGCAGAGGAUGUGGUGCGCUGGACGCUGAGCAAGUAUGCCGACGCUGUCGAUACCAUCUUGCGGAACCUCGAGUCGCUGCGGCGCCUCAAGCGUGGCGCGCAACUGGGCAAGGAUGGUCAAGGCGCGGACAAUGCCGUAUUUGCGCAGCUACUAUGA